Messenger RNA from Gloeophyllum trabeum ATCC 11539, 981 nucleotides. RefSeq lists its product as uncharacterized. The record is from RefSeq and is a predicted model, not a curated record. NCBI's taxonomy places the organism in Eukaryota, Fungi, Basidiomycota, Agaricomycetes, Gloeophyllales, Gloeophyllaceae. Gene Ontology annotation, biological process: ribosomal large subunit biogenesis. The coding region runs from base 119 to 880 and encodes 253 amino acids. The transcript is spliced from 4 exons. Gene Ontology annotation, cellular component: nucleolus.
AGAUCACUUACUCUUGACUACUUUCUGAGUCGUCUAGGCUUCACUGGUCCCUGCAGCUGCUCACUCGAGUGACUAUACUGCUUCUAUAUUUUGCUGAAUCUCUUUCCGACCGAGCAGUAUGACCAAUCCGCGGCAGCGUCGGAAGAGUAGAUCUGGCUCGCACAAGCCUGUGCGCCAUUCAAACCGAGCUAAGCGUUUAUUGAAGAAACAACCCCCGAUCCGAGGUCCGAAGGCCCUGCAGGAUGCUUGGGAUAAAAGUAAGACCGUCCGACAAAACUACGAAGCCCUAGGCCUUGUACACUCCCUAAACCCAACGCAGUCGGGAGGAGUCGAGAUGCCUCUAGGAACGAGUUCUUCAGCAGCCGCAUCAACUUCAGCCACCACCUCGGCUCCCGCUCUUCCCGCGCGUGUCGAGCGGAGUACCCCUUCGAAGGGUAAGGAAAAAGAGGUGGACGGAGGAGUACCGAAGGGUUAUGGUCGCAUUAUCAGAGAUGCAGACGGCAAUAUUCUGGAUGUCGAUUUGGGCGAAGACGAAGGUGACAAGGAGGAAGAGGACGAAGAUGUACUGGUGGAGGAAAAGGCAUGGAAAGAAGCACCGAAGGCCGAAGCGGGGCGUUGGGUCACGAUUGGCGCAGACGAUACGAAUAGAUCCACAGGGGUCGUCAAAGUGCUAGAAGAGCUGUCAAGCUCCCAAACACGAGCUACACGCCAUAGUUCGUCGACGGAGGUUUGGUACCUCCAGCGUCUCGUGCACAAGCAUGGGAGGGAUCUGGAAGCCAUGGCGAGGGAUAGAAAGCUGAACGUGGAUCAGAGAACGGCUGGGGAGCUGGGACGCGCGAUCAAGAAGGCUGGAGGGUUGGACAAGUUAGUCGGAGGGUAGCUAGCCGCGAUGGAGCGUCGCAGUAGUGUUGCUCAUGCCCAUAUACUUCCGUGCGAAGAUUGGAGAGUAGAGGCCGGCAAAUGCCAUUCGAUAUCGGCCGC